Messenger RNA from Haliotis rufescens (red abalone), 1099 nucleotides. RefSeq names its product carbonyl reductase [NADPH] 3-like. Gene Ontology annotation, molecular function: carbonyl reductase (NADPH) activity. The coding region runs from base 95 to 928 and encodes 277 amino acids. The record is from RefSeq and is a predicted model, not a curated record. NCBI's taxonomy places the organism in Eukaryota, Metazoa, Mollusca, Gastropoda, Lepetellida, Haliotidae. The transcript is spliced from 8 exons.
UGAGCAUAGAGCUUAUCGCAUGACGCCGGUGGGAGUGUCUGCUCGUGUAUUUCAUAUCUGAGGAUUGACAGUUCAUUUCAGCAGAGGAUCAACCAUGGCAAGUAACAGAAAGGUAUCACUGGUGACGGGGUCCAACAAGGGUGUGGGGUUUGCCGUCGUCAGAGCAUUGUGUAAAAGCUACGAAGGGGACGUCUUCCUUACAUCUCGGGAUGUAGGUCGUGGGCAGGCGGCCAUCGCUGACCUAAACAAGGAAGGCUUGCAGCCCAAGUUCCAUCAGCUGGACAUCAACGACCGGUCAAGCCUAGAGCGACUGAAGUCCUUCCUACAGACAACCUAUGGGGGAUUGGAUGUUCUGGUCAACAAUGCCGGAAUAGCAUACAAGGAUGAUGACCCUGCCCCUUUCUCGGAACGUGCUGAAGUUACGUGUAAGACUAACUUCUGGGCCACCCUGGAUGUAUGCCGUGUGCUGUUCCCCCUGCUCCGACCUCACGCCAGGGUUGUGAACGUCUCCAGCAUGUCAUGUCAGUCUGCCAUCACAAAAUGUUCUCCCGCUGUUCAAGGUCGCUUCAAGGACCCCUGCCUGAUGAUGGACGGUCUGGAGAAGAUCAUGCAGGAGUUUGUUGAUGCUGCCAAGGAAAGUACUCACCAGGACCAGGGCUUCCCCAACAUGCCGUACGGAAUGUCCAAGAUAGGGGUCACUGUCAUGUCCUUCAUCCAAGACAGAGAAAUCAGGAAGGACUCAAGAGAGGACAUCGUCAUCAAUGCGUGCUCUCCAGGGCGUGUGGCAACUGACAUGACCAGCCAUAAAGGAACGAAGACCAUCGAUGAAGGUGCAGACACCCUGGUGUAUCUGGCUCUCCUUCCCCUCAACACCACAUCCCCGAGAGGCAGCUUAGUCGCAGACAGGACAAUCCAGAACUCGGGAUGACCUCUUUCAAUACCAGAAAGUGAUGAGCACCUGUACAUUAACACGACUACAGAGCUCCAGAUAACCUUUUGAGCAAUUGCGUGUUUACUCGAAGGUUUCUAUUUUAAUUGGGUUAUUACAUUUUUCAUUGGGUAACCAAUAUUUUUUCACUCAUCUAUUCAUCACUAUUGU